Linum trigynum is the source of this 579-nucleotide messenger RNA. NCBI's taxonomy places the organism in Eukaryota, Viridiplantae, Streptophyta, Magnoliopsida, Malpighiales, Linaceae. The record is from the annotation of a GenBank genome assembly.
AUGUUUCGUGAGAGUGGGGGGAGCUCGGGAGUUUCUGUUUUGUUUUGCAGGUCUGGUGUAGGUGGGGAAUUGCAGUAUGCCAAAGCUCAACGAAGGUCUUUGCGGAUCGUCCGGAUUGGGCAUAAGACACUAGCUCUAGAGCCGUAUUCCAUGAAAACCAAGAGCUAUUCAAAAUUAGAGCAGAGGGAUCUCCCAAUCGGAGUCGUUUUAUCUACCUUAACGGAAGUCAAUUGCUCUGGCUUCAUGAUACUAUGCCAUUGGUGUCGGCCAAAGGUUGGUUGCUUCCUGAGAAGUGUGAAAAGUUUGCAGGAGGGAGGAGGAUUAGGAUAUGGGAUAACUCAAAUAUAUUCGAAAAGUGUAUCAAGAUUUAGGAGACUAAUGAGAAGGGACGCUCGUUUUGUAUCAUCACCCCAGCAGUGGAGUCUUUUUUCUGGUUGGUCAGACUUCAUAGCGGCAUUGAAAUCUUACUUGAAGCAUCCUAGAACUACUUAUACCUCUGGGUCGAGGAAGAUGGGUUUGGGAGAUACAGCCUUGGUUCCAGGAAUUACUUUCGCCAACAUGGUCAGGAAUAUGGGGUGA